AUGGUCAAGCUUAAUACCAUCGCAAGCGCGAAUACUGCAUUUAUCAAGCAACAACGCCUCACAGCCGUAUUCGUAGGAGCGACGAACGGCAUCGGCGAAUUCACCGUUCGCGAACUUUGCAAGACAAAUGGAAACUCAGGACCAGGACUACGGAUUAUCCUUGUUGGCCGCAAUGAAAACGCUGCUCGCACAAUCAUUGAUGAAUGCAAGUCACUGUGUACCACUGCAGAGUUUCACUUUGUGCAGGCUGGCGACAUAAGUUUGCUGCAAAGUGUAGACAAAGCUUGCGAUGAGAUCAAGAAGAUCGUGGAAGCGACAAAGACGAAAGGAAUAGAUAUGUUAAUCAUGACCCAAGGAAAAGUAGAAUUUGGAGGACGGAUUGGUCAGUCUUCCACCCCUAUCCCCUUCUUCUCUUAUCUUCUAAACUAA
This is a messenger RNA of Aureobasidium vineae, 429 nucleotides long. The record is from the annotation of a GenBank genome assembly. Lineage: Eukaryota; Fungi; Ascomycota; Dothideomycetes; Dothideales; Saccotheciaceae.